AUGACAGUGACAAACUUGCACUGUUGCAAAUUGCAAUCACAAGAACUGGCGCUAACAAACUAUGGAUUUAUCAAUUCCAGUUUGUAUAAUAGUCUAAAAAGGAGUGUCAAGGGAACGGAAUUAUAUGGAGAAAUAUCCAACGUAGUUUUAAUAUUAAAAGGUGAUGGAAAUAUUGGGAAAGAAGAAAUAGCAUUAAACACGUGUCAAAGGGAAUUUUCAAGGAUUCAGCUGAAGGAAGUGGUACAAGUAAAUAUACUUGAUAGAGAAAACAAAAGAGACCUGAUACAUUUUAUCCCAAUUGAUAGCAUAGAUAUAGAAGUUACUUUGUUUGUAAAGCCAGAUCGAUUAAUCGAAAUGGAGGAUGAAAUUUUGGAGGAAUUCUUUAAAAAAAGUUUUAUUAAUCACAUUCUAACGAAAGGACAAAUAUUGGCAUUAAAAUGUGGUGAUAUUUUGUUAAAAUGUGUUGUAAAGGAUUUGAAAACUGCACAGUUUGAUGAAAUAAAGAAAUUAAAUAAGAGUCUUCCUAGUAGCAUGGGUUCAUAUUUUAAAAGGAGUAAUGAUAACGAAAUGAGUAACAGUGGACAUGGUCAUGGAAUUUACGAUAGGGGGAUUUUGUUUGAAAAUACCGAAUGCGUAUUUAUAAGCAUGAGUGAUGGUAAAUUAUUUAUAGAAUCUAAAAAAGUUUUAAAAAAAAACAUAAUAAAAAGUAAUUUCAACUUUGAAGAAUUAGGAAUAGGUGCACUAGAUGAAGAAUUUAAAACAAUAUUUAGACGGACCUUUGCAAGUAGAAUAUAUCCGAAUUAUAUAAUAAAACAGUUAGGUAUAAAACAUGUGAAAGGACUUAUAUUAUAUGGGCCCCCUGGUACUGGUAAAACAUUAAUAGCUAGACAGAUAGGAAAAACAUUGAAUGCACGAGAACCUAAAAUUAUUAAUGGCCCAGAAAUAUUAAAUAAGUAUGUGGGACAAUCAGAAGAAAACAUCCGAAACUUAUUUAAAGAUGCGGAACUAGAAUAUAAACAAAGUGGUGAAAAUUCACUUUUACACAUUAUCAUUUUGGAUGAAAUAGAUGCAAUCUGUCGACAGAGAGGUAGCGCCGCUUCAAGUGGUACAGGAGUAAAUGACAGUAUUGUGAAUCAGUUGCUAUCAAAAAUUGAUGGUGUUAAUAGUUUGAAUAAUAUCCUACUAAUUGGAAUGACAAACAGAAUUGAUUUAAUUGAUGAUGCUUUGUUGAGACCUGGUAGAUUCGAAUUACACAUAGAAAUAUCCCUUCCGAAUAAGGAAGGAAGAAUUCAAAUUUUAAAUAUUCAUACAAAAAGUAUGAAAAAAAGCAAUAAACUAAGUCCAGAUGUUAAUAUUGUAGAACUGGCUGAAAAAACACCUAAUUUUUCUGGUGCAGAAAUAGAAGGAUUAGUAAGAAAUACAGUGUCGUACGCUUUUGAAAGGCAUAUAAAUUUUAAUGAUCUAACUAAACCAAUCAAUGCAGAUGAUAUAAUGAUAACAAAAAAUGAUUUUUUCAAAGCCCUGAAAGAGACCAAACCAGCAUUCGGGGCUGAAGAGGAUGUUAUUGAUGGCCUUCUAUCGAAUGGAAUUAUCAAUUAUGGAAAAGAAUAUGAAAAUAUUGAAAAUACUUGUAAAUUGCUAAUUAAACAGAUUGUAGAAAAUUCAAAUACAAAUUUAUUGAGUGUUUUGUUAUAUGGAGAAAAUGGUACAGGUAAAACCACCAUUGCUGCUUACCUAGCCAAAAGUGCUAAUUUCCAUUUUACAAAAUUUAUUACCCCUGAGAAUUUAAUUGGGUAUUCUGAAAUUAGUAGAAUAAAUUAUAUAAAUAAAAUAUUCGAAGACGCAUAUAAAACUCCACUUUCUUUAGUUAUUAUGGACAACAUUGAACGGUUAAUUGAUUAUACGCGCAUUGGACCACGGUUUAGUAACUCCAUUUUACAAGCAAUAAUGGUUUUAAUAAAAAAAAAACCCAAGAAAGAAAAUCAGAAAAUUUUAAUUAUAUGCACGACAUCGGAAUAUCAAUUUAUGAGAGAUGUCGGAUUGAUUAAAAAUUUUUUUGUAAAUAUAGAAGUUCCGUUGUUAAAUUCCUCUACAUCUAUUAGAAAUGUUUUGCAAAAUAGGAACGAAAAUUAUCACGAUUUUCCUGAUAGCGAAAUAGAACAAGUUCUAUCAUCCAAUGUUAUUAAAAGCAUAGCAAUUAAAAACCUGCUCAUGGUUAUUGACAUGGCAUCCGAAGCAUCGAACGAUAGAAAUAUCACAAGCGACAUUUUCUUAAAAACGUUUAAUGAUUGUGGCAUUUAUUUUGACGAAGAAUUCGACUAUUGA
Plasmodium gonderi is the source of this 2325-nucleotide messenger RNA. RefSeq names its product N-ethylmaleimide-sensitive fusion protein. Gene Ontology annotation, cellular component: Golgi stack. Gene Ontology annotation, molecular function: ATP hydrolysis activity; ATP binding. The transcript has a single exon. The record is from RefSeq and is a predicted model, not a curated record. Bases 1 to 2325 code for a protein of 774 amino acids. Gene Ontology annotation, biological process: intra-Golgi vesicle-mediated transport; Golgi to plasma membrane protein transport; SNARE complex disassembly. NCBI's taxonomy places the organism in Eukaryota, Apicomplexa, Aconoidasida, Haemosporida, Plasmodiidae.